CGAUGAGUUUCGACCUUCCACCUGCAAAGCUUUGUCAAUGCUGCUUGUGAUACACUCUCUGUUUAAAUCUUCGCAAUGGGAAUCCAUAGUCAUUCGAGGCGCACCCGCUCACCAGUGACCGCGUCCACACGCUGAAGCUGGAAGGACUGCUUUCCUUUGGACUGUAAUCAUGCUUGGAGCAUAGAUAUGACGUCGGUUUACUCCCUAGACGGACGACUCUUAAGCUCUUUGUCUUCGGCAUCCCGCAUCCGCUGCCCUCAACUUGCGAAGGUCUCUUGCUUGCUCUUACCACAAGGGCCUGUUUACAACGCCCAGAAUCCAUACACGACACUGCUGGGCCCUGCUUUUUUACGACGCACGCACACGAUCUCAAGACACUAUACUACCAUGGUCUCAGGCUCAACGCCGGAUGUGAAGGCACCCCAGGAGGCGAGCCCUUCGGAUACGCUGCGCGUGUUCCUCCGUCGCACGAAAACAGAGUAUCUAGAGGCUGUCCACAAUGGGAGAGGGAAGGAAUGGACUGUCGUGAUGGGGAACGAGGCGGGUGACUUGGACUCGCUCGCAAGUGCCAUCGCCUACGCAUGGUACCUCUCCCAGGAGCAGCAGUCACCAUCCGUCGCUCUCGUGCAAACCCCGCGCGGGGAUCUGCAUCUGCGCGCUGAGAACGCGCACGCACUCGCGCUUGCCGGCCUCAGCUUUGACGACCUGCUUUGCAUGGACGAUGCGUCGCCCUCCGAGUCCACGUCCUUGCCCUUUCCUUCCACGACAUUCGCGCUAGUCGACCACAACCGGUUAAGUGCCCAAUUCUCUGUCGACAACUCGGACGCACGCGUCGUUGCGAUUAUCGAUCACCACGCCGAUGAGGGCCUGCACACCGAGGCAAACCCGCGGAUUGUCACACAGGGCAUAGGCAGCUGCGCGGCGCUCGUAGCAUCGUUUCUCCAAGACAAGUGCCCAGAGCACAUUCCCCGGGAGCUCGCAAUGCUGCUUCUAUCUGCAAUUAUCAUCGACACGGGCGGAAUGACUCCCGGUGGCAAGGCGGUGGAGGUCGAUCAGAGGGCAGCCGCGUUCCUCGCCUCGAGAUGCACGCUCGCCCCCACAGACCCGGCCGGUCUUUCACUAGCGCCCGAAAGUUCCUCGGACGCGAUACCGCCCCUGCAUGAGUCCCCGGUGAUCCAGCAGCUAAACGCCACUCUGCAGACGAAGAAGAACUCCGUCGCACAUCUCGGGGUGCGCGACCUCCUCCGGCGGGACUACAAGGAGUACGCGCUCACGCCUGCGUUCGCGCCCAGCCGAGAACUGCUCAUUGGGCUCGCGUCCGUCCCGCUCGGGCUCGCUGCGUUCGUGCCGCGGGACGAGGCGCAGUUCGUCCGGGACACAAGGGGCUGGAUGGACGAACGCGGGCUGAGCGCCCUCGGCGUGCUCACGUCGUUCCGGGACGAGAAGAAGGCGGGGAAGAGCGGGAAGGGCAAGCACCGCAGAGAACAACUGUGGAUCGUGCGCGCGAGGGACGACGCGCCCGGGGAGCAUGGCGGGGAACUCGCGCGCAGGCUCUUCCAUGGCCUGGAGGGCAGCGAAGAUCUGAGACUGAAGAAGCGGAAGUGGGAAAAGAUUGGAAUGGAGCCUGCGGUGUGGGAUAGAUCGGGAGGUGCAUUCGCCGAGGGAUGGCGCGUGAAAGCAUGGAAGCAGAAGAAUACAGAUGCGACCAGGAAGGCGACCGCACCCAUCGUUAAGGCAAUUGUGGAAGGUCGUGGCGUGUAGAGAGCAGUUCCGUAUCUAAACGACCUUGGAUGAUGACCUUUCUGAGGGUGAUAUAUGGUAGGGUCGGGCUCGAGGUGACCCAUAAUGAGGUUCCGAAGGCAGUGUAUAAGGGUCCUGGCAAGUGAAACUUAAAGCCCCUCAGUGAGAUCUGUGAACCUAGGUUUGAAACGCAGAGUCCGUGAUAUGUGGCCGGCGCGUUACUGCUCGAUAUACAUCGCCUCCGAGGCAGCGCUGUUGAUAGGUUCCACUGAGGUUCACUCAUUCCACGCCUAUCCAUGC
Fomitopsis serialis is the source of this 2040-nucleotide messenger RNA. RefSeq lists its product as uncharacterized. The record is from RefSeq and is a predicted model, not a curated record. The transcript is spliced from 6 exons. NCBI's taxonomy places the organism in Eukaryota, Fungi, Basidiomycota, Agaricomycetes, Polyporales, Fomitopsidaceae. Gene Ontology annotation, cellular component: cytoplasm. Bases 187 to 1761 code for a protein of 524 amino acids. Gene Ontology annotation, molecular function: exopolyphosphatase activity.